Messenger RNA from Aphanomyces astaci, 1751 nucleotides. RefSeq lists its product as hypothetical. The record is from RefSeq and is a predicted model, not a curated record. Bases 54 to 1649 code for a protein of 531 amino acids. Gene Ontology annotation, molecular function: symporter activity. The transcript has a single exon. NCBI's taxonomy places the organism in Eukaryota, Oomycota, Saprolegniomycetes, Saprolegniales, Verrucalvaceae. Gene Ontology annotation, cellular component: membrane.
CGGAAUUUUACCAUACAUAUCGCUCACUCUUCGUUUGCUUGCCCCUGGAAACAAUGGCAACAUACGAUGUCGUUGAGAACCCCUCGGCGGUGGCUUCGCACCUCCCGAUAGACAGUACCCCCGAACCACCUGUGAAGCGCAGCCGCAUCAAGGAAUUUUACUUUGGCAUCCCCGGCAUUCUCACUGGCGCUGCCAUCGGGAUUGCCCUUGGCGCGCUAAUCCAAACGACGUCACCCAGCAAGGAGGUCGUGUCUUGGAUUGGGGUUCCGGGCUCUCUCUUCAUUCGCGCGAUCAAGUGUUUGGUCACCCCAUUGGUGUUUUGCAGCUUGCUUGUAGGCAUGGCGGACAUGUUGGCUGUAGGCAAGGCGUCCCGCAUAGGAUGGCGCACGGCUUUGCUGUACAUCACGACCACGAUGAUUGGGGCGACCGAAGGCCUCUUGUGGGUUUUGCUCUUCCGCUCCAGCUUUGGCAACAAGUCCAAGAGCAUUGAAGUCAAGGCCACCGAGUUUGCCUUUGCGUGCGAAGAACCCGGCCACUUCCUCACACAUGUCGGUGCCAACGUCUCUUGCGUGUACGACGAAAACUACAACAAGACUAGCACAUUUUCCCCGUCGUCUGUGUUUGUCGCCAACGACAUCCAUCGCAGUUUUGCCAAGAGGAACACAGGUUUCACCCAGCGCACGCUCUCCCAGUCAUUGCAAGGGCAACUCAAUGCGAUCGUACCGUCCAACAUCACGCAAGCGUUCGCGGACGCCACGUUGCUGUCCAUCAUCAUGUUUGCCAUCCCGUUUGGCGUGGCCAUUGCGCUCCUGCCCCGCGACUUGACGGUGGUCGCCGAUUUCUUCCGCGCCAUCAAUAUCGUCUUUAUGAAGAUGAUCACGUGGGUGAUUGCGAGCACCCCCAUCGCCAUCAUUUCCCUUUUGGCGUCGUCGAUCUCUGCACAAUCCAACUUGAAGCUGCUCGUGUCGGACGUCGGUCUGUUCGUGCUCUGCGUGCUCCUCAGUCUCUUCGUGCACACGUACAUCUUCUACCCUAUCUUUCUUCGGUCGUUUGUCAAGACCAACCCGUACAAGUGGAUCAAUAAGAUGGCCCGCGCCCAAACGUUCGCGUUCGGCUGUGCGUCGUCCAUGGCCACGCUUCCCGUGGUGAUGGAGUGCGUUGACGCGACCCGCGAAGUGUCGCAACCCCUCUCUCGCUUUGUCUUGUCCCUUGGCGCCACCAUUGGCAUGGACGGAGGUGCCCUAGUCUACCCCAUUAGCAUUGUGUUCAUGGCGGAAGCCGAAGGCAUUGGCCACAUCAUUGGCACGACUGAGUACUUCUUGAUCGUUCUCGUUUCCACCAUCGGUGCCGUGGGUGCUGGUCCUGUGCCUGCUGCCGGCAUCGUGAUGACCAUGACGAUUUGGGCCAGUGUCUUCUCCAGCGUGCCCCUGCCUUCGACCUUCGCGUUCAUCGUCGCCACAGACUGGUUCAUUGACCGGUUCAAAACGUUAGUCAAUGUCACGUGCGACACGAUCGUUUGCCGCAUUGUUGCCGAACUAGUGGGGGAAACCAUCGAAGACGAGGACCGCGUUAGCCUGGUGUCUGCUGUCGACGACUUGGCUAGCCACAACCCCAAGGUCAAGAAAGCCCUUGAAUCGUCCAAUGCGUAGGUCGCCGUUGCGAUUCCGUGUUUGGGCAUUGUGUAGCAGUACAGUAGUACUGUGUUUCGUAUUAAUAUGUCCAUUAACUGUAAAAAAAUGACUCGAUUUGUG